Molecule: messenger RNA, 42223 nt
Organism: Podarcis lilfordi (Lilford's wall lizard)
Lineage: Eukaryota; Metazoa; Chordata; Lepidosauria; Squamata; Lacertidae
Source: the annotation of a GenBank genome assembly
AUCCUGGGGUGGGUGGGUGAGCUGGAGGGAGCGCUGGCUGGCUCUCGCAGGCGGGGGGGGGGGACCAGCCCUCUCAGCAGGUGGCUUCUGCGGGGCGGGGCGAGCGAGCCCCUCCUCCUCCUCGCCUCGCCAUUGGCUAUAAGGAGGGCCGGGGGGCGCCUGGCUGCCAGAAAGUGAGUCGCAGGUGGUGCCGUCGGGGGAAGCAGCAGCAGCAGGCGCGCAGUGCGAGGGCGCGGCAGGCGAGCGAGGUCACCAAUGCAGUCUUGCGUCCAGUGGUGGGGGCGGCUGGUGGGCCGGGGGGCCAGCCUGCACGGACCCCACGGGGGAGCCUUGGGGGGCAAGAAGGCGCCCGGCCGAUGGGGAGGACGCCGGGAGCAGCAGAGGCUGGCUGGGGUGAGGAGGAGCAGCAGCAGCAGCGCCGUCGGAGAAAGCGCCGCCGCCGCCGCCGCCGCCUCUCCAAACACCUCGAGGCGCAUCGAGAGACUCCUGCCCAGGCACGAUGACUUCUCCGAGAGGCACAUCGGCCCGGGGGACAAAGAGAAGCGAGAGAUGCUGCAGACCGUGGGGCUGUCGGUGAGCCAAAUCCGGGGGGCUCCCUCCUCUCCCUCUCCCCGCUGACGCGCUUUGCGCCCCCAUCCCGUACCCGGACCUGACCCUCGCCUCCCCUCUUUUUGUGCGCCCCGGGCAGCGCUCGCUUUGUCUGGCCGCUCUCCUUUCCCCACAUCAAUAUCUUUCCCACCAUGUCACGCCAUCUGGCCUCAUUUCACUUCAGAGUAAAGAGCUUUUCGAAAGUGGGGGAGGAGAGAUCUAAAUCGCGUUUCAUAAAACCUCGGCUGCAUGAGCCCGAGCUCUUCAGCAAAGAUUCCUCGUGAGUUUUUCCUCCCUUCACCCGUUCCUCUUGUUUGGACCCUUUGUCUGAAUAAUCCCCCUUUUUGGUGCGCGGCUUAGGUGUUGCAGAACUUCAAACUUGCAGUCGGUUCAUGUGAUGCUUUUCACCCUAUCCCUUGCCUUUUUAGAGUAUUGACGAGUUGAUCGAUAAAACAAUUCCUGGCAAUAUCCGCUUGCAACGGCCUCUGAAGAUGGAUGACCAUAUUUGUAAGUGUCCCUUUCAGCCUAGGGGCAAAUAAAAAGCCUCAUAUGAAAUCUUCCCCUCUCUGCUUUUCAUUGCUUCUGAUUUAAUUAGUAUAGCUGGGUAGGAGAAUUUCAUUCUCCCUAUCAGCAAUAGAUUUAGUUGUGGGAUAGCGAGUUGUCUUAAAAGGCUUGGUGCAAAAACUAGAUGACUAUUGUGAAGAGCAGAAUACAGUCUGCAUAAACAUACAGGGGACACCCAUGUUAGUCUUUUACCCAUAAUUUCUCAAAAUCAUCUUUAAAAUAUAUAAUGUGAAUGAAUAAGCUAGUCUAAUAUACAUGUUUUGUUUUUAAAAAGUUGUUUGCUGCCUUUUUAUUUAUUUCGCUAAUUUUAUUGAGUUUAAUUUUUAUUUAUUUGAUUUUAGGAUAGAUUUUUUUAAAAAUAGAAAUAAAAUGUCCAAUAUGAUCUAUAUGGUCAUAUGCAUAAAUGUUGUUCAAAAUGUCUCUGAAGCACCUAUCAAGGAUGCUUAUGAUGCUGCUUUACAAUCUAAAAUAUUUGACAUUUUCCUGCCAUUAUGAAGCAUAUGCAGUUUUAGAUAACAUUACAUUACAUUGCCAUGCCCCUAGUGGGUUUCAUUAUUCAAGAAAUAGUUUAGGAGAUCAGAUUCUAACACCUUCAUCCACACUGUUUCUUCUAGGUAUGUCAGUUUGCAAUGCCAAUCAAAUGUUACGUGUGAUGAUGCCACAUUGUGUAGAUGCUGAUUCCCAAGUACAAAAAAGGAUUUUGAAAUAAGUUUCCUUUUGUACUUUGUCACCAAAUUGCCCCUCUGUGCAAAAUUUCAAUACUCAUAAUUUUCCUUGUUUAGAGGUUUUUGGAGAAACUUCCAGGGUUUGGGAGGCGGAAGGUACAUCUUUAAAACAAAAUAAAACAAAUGUCUAGCAGCAUCAAGAUUUCCUUAAGUGCUUAACAUAAAAGUGCUCUCUAAACAAAAUACCAGGAAAAUGUGCUAGUGACAUAUAGAUGGUUUAUUCAAACUUUUUAAAACAGUUGCACUAUUAUAAUCUUUUAGCUUCCUUCCCCUAGGGAUAAUCUCUUCUUUUUCAUCUGUGAGAGCAUUUAAAGAUCUAGAACACACUGAAUUGUCUUGCUCACAUUCUGGUGUUGUUCAUCAGCCAGCUGCAGUUUGAGUGUAAACUUUAGGCCCAGCAGCCCUUUGCAAGGUUCUGGCCAGUUCAAUCUGGUUACUUUGUGAUGACAUCACAGAACAGAAGCAGCAGGCGGAAUGAAAACCCCCGAGGAACAAUAGUCUGCAAAGAUAGAUUCUAUAUAGAGGUAAUAGAAAAUGAUGGAAAAUUUAUUAGUCUGUUUUUUCAGCUUUUAUAUUUUUAUAGCUUAGCUUCUUUAAUUAAUUGUCUUCUCCCAGUUUGUGGUUGAAUAUUUUUUUUUUAUAAAAAAAUUGGAUUAUAUUAAUCCCUAUUUGACAUAAUAUUUGUGACUUGUAAUUUUUGGAAUGUUGCCAAUAUUAAUCAUACUUAGAGGAGACUCAUUGAAAUUAAUGGACGAAGUUAAUUUAGAGCCAUUCAUUUCAAUAGCUGUGCUCUCGGUCAAAUUUAGUUGGAUACAACCCUUCCCUAAUAAGAUAACUCAAGAGUUACUAUUGAAGGGGUGGUGGUUUCUUACAGCCAAUUUAUAAUGUUUGGGGUUUUUUGUUACCUAGAUAUAAUGUUUCAGUAUAAAAGAAAGCAUUGUGUGUCAGAUGUGAAAUGGUAUACAGUACAUGCAUAUUUUGCUCAUUCUUUUAAAAUGUACAUUUUGCAUUUGAUGUGCAACAUUAUAUCGGUGUCAUAACCAAACAAGCCACAUGACGUGUCUCUUAGUUGUUGGAAGUAAAUCACCCUAAGACCUCCAGGUAUAGGGUGGUAUAUAUAAUUCAAUAAGUGUUCCAUCCUCACAAUUAACAUUUUUUAGGGGAAAUUGCAUUUUCUGAAGACUCAGAAUAUAGACUGAAAUUGGCAAUGUUCCUGUGCCACUUGAAACCAUAAUUGACCAUAACACAGUGGGGUUAGUGCACAGAACAAAAUUAGUUGCUUUUUUCCUCCCCCAUUCUUAAUAGGAGCUGAGCAAUAGUUUGGCUAAGCAUGGCCCCCCAAUCUGGGUUUAUGAUUUGUGUUCCAGAGGCAAACAGUGGGCAGUAAGCCAAGAACAAACCUUGAUUACAGCUCAUGGUUUGUCUAAAGAGAGACAAAUCACAAGCUGAGGUUUGGGCAUAAUGCUAAGCCAAACCAUUGUUUAGCUUUUAGCAGUACAACAGGAAAACAGGGGAGGAGGAAAGUGGCCAUAAUUUUCAUCCUAUGCACCAACAUGCUAUAUGUUCACCUUUAAACUGUAGAGGGGAUCUGGUUUCCCUACUGCCCUCAGCUAAUGCUUUCAUUUUAGUACUUAGCACAGUGUAGCAUGCAGUUGUCUAGGUAUCAUAGGACCCUGUUAAAGGAUACUUAUGACAUCUAGGCUCCUUAGAUGCUGUAUUGCUUUUAAUACUCAAUUGGGAGCCGCCCAGAGUGGCUGGGGAAACUCAGCCAGAUGGGCGGGGUAUAAAUAAUAAAUAAUAUUAAUAAGUCAAAAUAUUCACAGACAUCUUGCUACUUUAAAACUGAAUACACUAAAGGAACAUAGUAUAUUGGCAAUCAUCUGUCAAUUUCUUUCCCUUUAAGUAAAAACUACGAACUAUGCUCAUUCUGCAGCUUUUCUUUACGUUUUAUGUUCAGAAUGUGUACGUUCACCUCAACUGAGCGGAAAUGCAGUCUGAUUUUUAAUAAUGGUGGUGGUGAGCUCUUCCUUCCCACUCUUCAGCAAGGAUCUCUUAUCCCUGCAGCAAGAUUUCAUACCCAGGCCAUUAUUUAUGGACCUAUAUAUAGCAGGAUAAUUAAGCAAGGGCCAAAAUGCAGUUGAGACCUGACCAAACUUUAUUUAAGGUUUUGCAGGAUGGCGACAAUAAAACUCCUGCAGCAAAAGCGAAGGAGUUGAGUUAGUAAUACUAAACUCUUCAUAAUAUAGUAUUUUGUGUAGUGAACAUGACACUAAUUUCAGCUUAUACUUAAUGCAAUAUUGCUCUUUUUGUGCUUGAGUGCUUCCUUGCUGACUUUUAAAUAAAUGAGCAUUAUUUGGGUCCACUGGUCCCUUAGUAUGUCUUAGUAACAUUCUGUAACAGGCUGCCAUCUACUUGGUAAUUCUCUGAUAACAUAAUAGUAGUAGUUGGCUGCAUUUCUGUUCAUGAGUACAGCAAGCUCCUUUGACCGUGGUUUUAGUCCACUGAAGCCUGUUACAGAACACUGCAGCUCAAAGUUAAACAUACCCUAGGGGUUGGUGGCAACUAGGUGCCUCAAAACUUUGGCAUGUAAACUGGAUUAUUCCAGUAUUCCAAAAGGCUAAGGGAGAAAUACAACAUUGCGCAAUCUGGUUGGUAACUUGUGCCAUAUUCUAAUUUGGUAGCAAGUGCAUAUGAUAAAUUCAUGUCAACAAGUUUAUAACACAAAAAGUCCCUUACUGGAUCUUGUUUUUGAACACUUUGUACUUGUGUCCCCUGAUGAGUCUAUAACUGAUGAGAGGUAAGAGCAACAUAGGAGAGCUUGAGGCAAACAAGUAUAUACUCUGGCCAUUUAUGGCCAAAGGGCUGUGAUACACAAAUGAAAGUGAAUGUACAAAGGUUUUCCCAUUUUUAUUCAUUUCCCACCCUUACUGCCCACAGUUUAAAACAACUAUACAAGCACCGUUUGCACAUUUUAAGUAUUCACUGAUAUUUAUUUAUGCAAUAUACUUUUAUACCAUCAUCAUUUUUAAAAAUCCAUGUUGGUCUACAACAGAGAACAAUAAAACAGCCCAUUAAAAUCCAACAAAUCUAGAAAUACCGUAAUAUCCCUACAGCAUCUGCAGAUUCAAAAGGCCCACCCCCCUCAAUCUUAGAGCAUACUUUAAAUGUAGAGUCUAUGGACCUGUCGUUAAGUGAUACUCCUGUGCACCAGAAUCCAUCCUUGCAGCUUCCAAUAAUUAAGCCUCAAUCCAUGGUUGCUGCUGCGGUAAGUGGUGCUCGGAAAUUGCCUGGUAAGCAAGCUACAAUUACUUCCUUCUUCCAGCCUAUUGUCCCCCCUCGCCGCAUGCAUUCCCAGGUGGAUUCUGCCGUGCUGGUUCCGCAAGGCCCAGCAUGACUCGAAGGGGUGACCAGGAGAUUACUUACUUUCUUAUCCUGGAAUGUAGCUGGCAUUAAACCUAAGCUGAUGGAUCCAUCCUUUGUCGCCUACAUAAAAGGCAGUCAUAUUCUUUUGCUGCAAGAGACCUGGGCUUGUGAGGGCUUCCCUAUCAGGGUAUAAGGGCUUCUACCUGAAUGCACAUCAGAAUUUACUAUCUCCUGGCAGACCACAAGGUGGGUUGGCUACCCUAGUUUCUUUGGCCUUAAACCUGCAGGUGGAACAAAUCGACAUCCAGUCGUCAUCCAUGCUGGGUGUUAAGCUACAAACAGCGGAGGAAGUGUUUGUGGUGAUUAAUGUUUAUUUGCACCCAAUCUAUAAGAAAAACCUGGUGGUCCAAAGAUGGAGGGAAAUUCAACAGACUCUUGAAACUCUCCUAGAGAAAUAUCCUGAAGCCACCUUCCUAGUUGCAGGAGAUUUCAAUGGCCGAUUGUCUCACUCUGAUAAAUCAUUAUUUGCUAAAUAUAAUAAAUAUCCCUCACUACCCAUUUUAACCUCAGACCUUUUACCCAGGAAUUUUAAAGACAGUGUUGCUACAUAUGCAGGUUUUAAAUGUAGACAAACUUUGAUGGCUCUUAAUUUUCACCUUUUAAACGGAGCUCUCAGUUCUGAUUACCCUGCCGAAUUUACUUUCUGGUCAGGCUCCCGAGCCUCUACCAUAGACUUUAUUUGGACAUCAGCAGACCUAAUUCCCAAAAUUUCCAACUUUAGGGUGGUAACGAGGCUGGAAAGUGACCAUUUUCCAUUAGAACUUUCUCUGACCCUGGAUGGAGAAUUGGCUACCUACUCCUGCGUGCCUAUUACAAAUAACCAGCUCAGAUGAGGCCCACUGCCUUAAAAUGGACCGACAAUAUGGCUCAACGGAUAAAUGAACUCCUUUGGUCUGACCAACUGCAAGAGACAAGGGACUCCUUAUCCAGGCAGUUGAGCCACUGCCAAUAUAUGACAAUUUAGUAGAACUGCUAAAACCUUCGUUGGCUAAGACCCCGGUAAUGAAUAGUAACCAUUUCUCUCAUAAAAAGUGGUUUGAUGAGGAAUGUAGGCACUUCAAGAACAACCUAUAUAAUGAAUUCUUGGCAUAUAGGGCAUCAAAUGACUCCGCACCUAGCAGUCACCUUAUGAUCCUCAAGAGAAGGUAUAAAGCACUAUUAAAGGAAAAGAAGCGUGCGGCAGAAAGAAAUGAUUGGAAGAACCUUCUAAAAGCUGCAGAAAAUAGAAAUCCCUCCUCCUUUUGGCACCAAAUUUCCAGAUACCUGGGUAGACCGUUGUCAAGGAUAGAACCCCAAAUUUCAGCUGACACCUGGGAAAGCUUCUUCUCCGUUUUAUAUGCAGCUCACGCAGCUAGCGGAGGAAGGUUAGAUUUGGCCCCUUGCCAGAGUGGGACCUUGUUACCUGCUCUGAAGUGGAAACACUUAUAGGCCAAUUUGAGGCGGGCAAGGCACCCGGAGACGAUCUUAUUUCCAUAGAUGUUAUUAAAGCCAAUAAGGAUUGGUGGUGUCCACCCCUAGCAGCUCUUUUUACUUAUAUAAACAAAACAGCACAAUUUCCUCCAAGCUGGAACUCUGCACUGAUUGUGUUAAUUCACAAGAAAGGGCCGCGCACAGACCCGGCCAAUUUUAGACCAAUUAGCCUGCUAAAUGUUAUCGGGAAGAUCUAUUCAAGAUUUCUACUUAACAAAUUAACGACCUGGAUGGAAAGCAACAAUAUCAUCGCAGAGGAACAGGCGGGUUUCCGCCCGGAAGAUCAACAACAGACCAAAUCUUAAUCCUAAAUCACUUGGCCACCAAGUACGCUGGCAAUGGCCUAAAAGCCCUCCACGUCGCCUUUAUAGACUUUAAGCAGGCCUUUGAUCUAAUUCCCAGGAACCAGCUAUGGACAAAAUUGGCAGCGACAUCUAUCGACCGCCGCCUUCUCUUGCUGAUUAUUAAUUUGCAUACAAAUACCCUCUUGAGGAUUAGGAUAGAUAGUAAGGGGCUAGUCUCCAACCCGGUUGCCACCACUAGGGGGGUAAGACAGGGCUGUUUGCUUGCCCCUGCUCUGUUUAACUUCUAUAUAAAUUCGCUAGUGGUGCAUAUGGCAAAUGCUGAUUUCCAUCCACCAAAACUGGCAGGACGAGCCUUGAAUGUCCUACUGUAUGCGGACGAUGCCGCCCUAUUAGCUACCUCCCCCAUCGGAUUAAGGAGGAUGCUUCGAGCUCUUCAUGAAUAUGAGACCCAACACGAGCUCCAAUUAAAUUAUGCCAAGACCAAAAUAAUGGUCUUUGCUGCUCGACCGAAACCUAAUUUAUGGUCAAUUAAUGGUAUUCCUCUAGAGCAGGUCAGUUGCUUCAAGUACCUGGGUCAGGUUGUAAGAUCAAAUAGGUCCUUCCUGGCGCACAGAGAAUACAUAGCCUCGAACGCAUCCAAAGCAGCCCUGAUGAUUAGAACCCUGUACUCCAAGAAACAGGCACAAACUGUCAAUGUUGCCUUACGUCUCUUUAAAAUGAAAGUCCUCCCUCUUCUGCUGGUGGGCAUUGCCUUGGGCUCACAUAGGGAUUUUGAAAAAUUGGAAUCUAUCCAAACCCAAUUCCUCAGGGCCAUACUCAGGAUCCCCCCCUCUGUGGCAGGUGCGAUCAUGAGGCUGGAAACCGGUUGUCAAGCCUUUAGGUAUGUGGCCCUGAAAGCGAAGUUAUGGCUAUGGCUCAAGCUCUGUUUCAGACCGGUGGGUUUGGCCCCCUUGAUUCUGAGGGAUAACUUUAAAUCUCCAUGGGAAGGGGAGAUAGUGGAGGAAGUGCAGAAGUGUGGGUUGUCCUCCCUUUAUAUAGAGUCCAUGACGUAUAGCCACGCAAAGGCGGUGAUCGCGCAAAGAUUAAGGGAUAUUGCCAGACAGGAGGACAUAGCCCGUGUGAAACCUGGGUUGUUUCUGGGGGAGCAGUUGUAUCGGGCUGCCCCAGCUCGCUACCUGGCGGAUAUCCACUACGUGGAAUACCGCAGACUAUUUACUGCGGCUAGGCUGAAUGUUCUUGACUCGGCGGUCCUGAAGGGAAGAUAUGGAGGAGUCCCAUAUGACCAGAGAUUAUGCCACUGUGCAUUGGGUGAGGUAGAAUCCACAGAGCACAUUUUAUUGAGCUGUCCCUUCUACAACGAUUUAAGACAGUAUCUUAUAACUCCAUACUUACCCCAGCUCAGUUCCCGACAAAGAGGAAAGCAGACAGCAUAUCUGCUAAAUAAGUCUUCUGGGAAAACAACCUUGUCAGUGGCUAAAUUUCUUUUCCUGGCACUCAAGUGUCGGAAACGUAUAAUUGAAUGCCUUGACGUGGGUUAUCUGUGAGAGAUCUAGUACUGUGGCUCUACCUUACUUAUGUACCUUAUGUAACUUAUGAUGUUAUAGCUUAUAAUUAUUGUGUAAUGUUUUAAUUCUGACUAUCGGUCGAAUAAAGAAAUUGAUGAUGAAAUACCGUAAUAGCAACCACUGUAGCUGGACAAUGACCAGCAAAGGCCUGGGUGAACAAAUGUUUUCAGUAGGCAUCAAAACCUCAAGAGUAGGCAACUACCCUGUUGGAAACAAUGGAGAUAGUCUGGGGUCAUGUGUGCAAUAGCCAGGGCCGGGCAGAUUAAUAAUAAUAAUAAUAGUAACAACAACAAUAUUAAUAACAAUAAUUUUAUUUCUUGAACUAGGAAUAAUGCCACUCAGCUGCUGGGCACCUUGUUUCUGAAUUAUAAAAGCUAAGAUGGAGCCGUAUGUGCUUUGUUCCCCUUCCCCCAUUCUGAGAUAACGGUGCCAAAAGAUCAAUGAACUCAGUGCUUGGUACAUUAAGAUCAUUGCCUCCGAUAAUGUUAUGCAAUGCUCCUAGUGGGAGAAAGAAACAAGGUCAGCAGCAGGUGUUUAUUCAGCAAAAAGAAUUGCCAGCUAAAGUUCUUGAAGGAUUACUCAACUAUUUUCAGUGUAGUGGGUCUGGUGUAAUGCAUUUCAUCUUUGCUACUGCCCUAGAAAACUGGAAGCAGUAGGCUGACUAGAAUGGCUGAUUUCCAAGUGUUUCUUAAUGGGUGUUUACCGUCCUCUCGUAUUUCCAGCUCCCCCUUCAUUGAGUCCUUUGCUUUAUAGCUUUUUCAUUGCACAAUGAGGAGGGGACAGCCUCAAAUUAGCCAAGUAGAUUCAUAAUCAGAGGCCAAUGUCUGUAUUCUAUAAAGAUAAAUACUCCAUACAAAAGUGUUGGACCUGUUUUGUACCUUUGGACUAGGCUAACUGUCAGGUAGAGGAAAAUAGUGCAGUGGAGUAAAAAAAAUGUUGAGUUGUCCUUGGUUUUUUUUAAAGGCAUCUCCUAAAUGUUUCCUGAAGUUAAAGCACAUCAUUAAAAAAACUUAUAUCCGUUUUUGGUGUAUCAGUAUUAUGUUUCUGGACUUUAAGCUUUUUAUGGUUCAUUUUCUGUUGAGUAUGCAAAGGACAGGAAGGAAACUGAAAAUGAGACAGGAGUAACUUUAUUAGUGUCCUGAUCAUUAGGCACACAAGUGAGUAGAACUGAGCAGACGAAGUAUCAUAGCAAUAUGGCAAACAUGAUUCUUAUAGUGCAGGACAACAGGAAAGAUUUCCAUGCAGAUAUGCAAGACAAAUGUUUAGAACGUUUAGAAUCAUAUGUACAAAUCACUUAAAGAUAAUGCUUGUGAUGCAGAUUAAGUGAACUCUGCUUAACGAGGUCCAUACUGAGAUCACUUAUUCCUGGACAGUGUUCCCAUAAUGGAUUGUAUCUUCCAUCUAUAUGUACCUAUUAGGCAGGGUGAUAUAUUAAUAUAUAGCCCAGGAAGGGUAUGAGGAGAUGACCACGAUAUCAGCAUCACUCAGCGGUAUAUCACUGGUGAAACCGCCACCGCUCCUGAGUCCCUCUGCUAGCGACUUCCUCCAGCGAGUGUUGCUAGCAGAGGGACUCAGGAGUGCUGGCGGUUUCACCAGCGAUAUAUUGCUGAGUAAAAUCGGCAUCCCACUCUGCCCUCGUACUGCGCAGAGGGUGAAAAAAGCUGCAUUGGCGAGGCACCGAUACAGCUUGUUCCUCCCCCUGCAUCUUUUAACUGCUCACCUGAGGAGUGUGCAGUUGCCGCUCUCCUCAGCCACAGGGGCGUAGGAAGCAGGGGCAGUCCACCCUGGGCGUCAUACAUGAGGGGGGUGACAAAAAGGCACACCGCGGUGGCCUCGCUCUGCCGCCGCCGCACACGGCAGAUCACACACAGCUCACCGCCCCCCCCAAGUGCACGGCAUGGUCGCUGUUCCAGGCACCCAUGCAGCUAACUCCGUCACUGCUCAGCCGAGCAGUUAAAGGAUCCCCCAGCUGGUGCUGGCUCCCGCUCAAGUGGAUGGCUCUCCUGGGGAUGGGGAACCCUUAGUGAUUUACCGCUGAAUGAAGCCGAAAUCGCAGUCUGCUCCUCAUACCGGUCCUGAGCGAUAUAUGCUAUAUCGCCCAGGUCUAGUUUGCAUUAUUACCGUACUUUUUGCUCCAUAAGGCGCACCUGACCAUAAGGCGCACCUACUUUGGGGGGGGGGGGAUUCAAGGAAAAAAAAUGCGGCCCUUGGGGGCUUUUGCGGGAGGUGGGAGAAGUGAGAGAGCCUCGCUCUGUCCCUUCCCCCACCUCCCGCAAAAGCAAGGGAUAGCCGCGCGAAGCCUCCCCAGGGCAGCGGGAUGAAGGCUCUCCACUGCCCUGCGGAGGCUUCGCAGGCUACCCCAGAGCUGCUCGACCCAAAGAGCAGCCUUCCCGCUGCUCCCCGGGGCUGGCGGUGGGGGACGCGCGGCUUUCCCCCACCGCCAGCCCCACAAGCUCGGGGAGCAGCCUUUCCGCUGCUCCCUGACCUGCUCUUUGGGGAAAGCCACCGCCAGCCCCAAAGAGCAGGUCGGGGCUAGCGAGGGAGGCCCGGGCCCCCCCCCCCAGCCUCAGGGACCACAUAUUCGCUCCAUAAGACGCACAGACAUUUCCCCUUAGAUUUUAAGAUGAAAAAAGUGCACCUUAUGGAGCAAAAAAUACGGUAUUUUCUUUUCAGGACAUAGUACUAUAAUGGUAGAUAAAGUGCUUAAAUGACUAGAGGUCAGGUUUCAAAUAGUCUUGAUUGCCUGUAGGAUGAAUUAGCCAUUUUUUAUUUCAUUUAUUUAUUGCUCUCAGGUGCCAGUUUUCACUGUUAAGUGCUAUUUUCAAGCGUAGGUUCCUUGACACUGUAUAUUCCCUUUCAGCAAAAUGUAUAUAAAGGCUGUUAAAUUGACACCAGAAGGUUGUCAGUCAGAAACCUUUGGUGAACUUACGUAACUCUUGCUGUGUAAUUUAGGAAAAGUUGUCCUGCGCCGCAGGAUAUAAACAUUUUCUCCAUUGCCCCAUAGCCACCAAAGGUGGUCUGAGUCUUGCUAAACUCAUUAUGAUAUCAUAGCAUAGGCCAAAUUGGAGCAGCUGAAUCAUGACCCUUCAGGCAUUGGCUAGUUUACAUGAGUUUAAAAGUCCUGGUAUGAUGCUGCAGAGUUGUACGGGUGUCUGGCGAAAUUAACAAUCUGGACUACCUUCGGGUAGUUUUAGGUAAGGGUGGUUACUGAUGGGCGGCAACUCCCAUCAGUCCCUGCAACUUGGUGAAUGUUCAGGGCUCCUGGGGACUGCAGCUUAGCAUCAUCUGGAGGGACACCCCUGGCUUAAGGAAACUCACUUGGCAUUCAAAAGAAUGCAAAGAAGGAAAUACAAUUCCUUUUGCAGGUUUGCAGAAACCUUAACAGGUUUCCAGCUUUUAAAAACCCGCUGAGUAGACAUGCUACAAUACGCUGCUAAUCAGAAAGAACUAAAUAUCAUCACUCAAAAGUGGGCAGUUGGAAUGUAGUGAUUGUGAGUGAUGGUAGCAAAUCUUUAUUUGCCUCACUUCUGUGAUUUUCAGCACUAAAGAUGAGCAGGCCAAUGAAAUUGGGGAGUAGAAGGGGAGAUGAAUUUGAGGUGCUAGCAGACCUGCACUAGAUUAUAAGGAGCAGCAGGUUCCAAAUGUACCACAUUAAUCAAUCCUUUUACAAGACUUCUACCAUAACUUUUUUUUUAAUUAGGUGAGAAUGAAAUUCUUGAAACUUUACACAGUAUUGCCAGCAAGAACAAGAUCUGGAGAUCGUAUAUUGGCAUGGGUUAUUACAACUGUUCAGUCCCUCAGGCCAUUGUGAGGAAUAUGCUGGAGAACGCAGGAUGGUAAUGUACCAUAUUUUAUCAUUAAACACACACCUGUAUUGUAUAUUUCAUAUUGUUCAUUAUUGUGCUGCCUGCAGGGAUUCAAGACUCUGAUGAAAGGGAAAAUGGUCAGAAUUAUCUGAGGAACAGAACGAACAGUCAUUAGAGCAAAUUUAUCAAUAAAGCAGAAAUGUUUAUUCUAAUACAUAAAUGUGGUUGUAGGUGCAGAUUGCUUCCAUCAUUUGUAAUUUCUUUUUAAGAUCAAUUCCCAUUCCCCACAAGGAGCCAGACAACUGACAAACCUGAGCUACAUAAUAGAUAAAAACAUGCACAAAUAAUAAAUCUGUUACCAGCUAGUGAUGCCUUGGGCUGUAAUCCUAACCUCACCUACUUGAGAGUAAGCCCCAUUGACUUUAAUAGGAAUUACUUCUAAUCAAAAUGGUUAGGAUUGCACUGCUGCUAGUCAAUUAAUUGCAUGAGAUUUAGUUGACUUCAUUCAUUUCAGCACAAUCCUAUGCAAGUCUACUGAGAAGUAAGACCCAUUAGGUUCAAUAAGGCCAUUUCUUCCUGUUGGUGGGUGUAGGAUUGCAGCCCUACUGCGUUUGUAUACGUUUACCUAUGAGUAAAGGCUAGUUUUAAUGCAAAAAGCAUACUUUCCCAAAAGCAGAUAAGUUAGAAGAAGUCAUCCUACAUCUAAAAAUAUACUGACAGAUUAAUUGGUGGCACUUCCUACUCAAUCAAAAAGUUUCUAACAAAUUAAUUUGUUGUUGCCCUAAUAAAUAAUAGUAAAAGGUAAAGGUACCCCUGCCCGUACGGGCCAGUCGUGACCGACUCUAGGGUUGCGCGCUCAUCUCGCUCAAGAGGCCGGGAGCCGGCGCUGUCCGAAGACACUUCCGGGUCACGUGGCCAGCGUGACGAAGCUGCUCUGGCGAGCCAGCACCAGUGCAGCACACAGAAACGCCGUUUACCUUCCCGCUGGAAAGCGGUCCCUAUUUAUCUACUUGCACUUAGGGGUGCUUUCGAACUGCUAGGUAGGCAGGAGCUGGGACCAAACGACGGGAGCUCACCCCGCCGCGGGGAUUCGAACCGCCGACCUUUCGAUUGGCAGGUCCUAGGCUCUGUGGUUUAACCCACAGCACCACCCGCGUCCCAAAAUAAUAAGUGGCCUAUAAAUCAUAGAAAAUAAUUUUUCAAAAUUAACCAUCAAGUAUAGUUCCUAUAAUUAAGUUGACCAACUGAGUUAGCUAUAAAUAAAUUUGUGAAGCUUCUGAAUUUUUUUCUGGUAAAACAUCAAACUUCUAAAUUUGCAAGAACCUUUUUUUCCAACUUCUACCAUCAGUUUACUCAAAAGUUCUAUGAGGUUAUGCAUACAGUAAAAUAUUCAAAAAGGUUCAAGGGCAUGCUACUAACUGCUGUUAAGUUUUAAAAGAUAUACUUCAACUAUUGAAAUAUAUCAAAGCCUUAGAAGAGGGUAGAAUGCGAAUCCCCCAAUGUACAUUCCUGUAACUGUUAAAUAAGGAAAACUUUUAUGGGUGUGUAAAAUUAGUCCUUGAAGAAGAUGAGAACUGAAAGAUGGGAGAUACGAAUAGAAAAGCCCGGAGGUUGUUUUUGUGUGUUAUUGUUUUGAAUAUUAUAAAAGACUAACAGGAAAGCACAGUGUGAGGCAAAUACCAUUCACUGACAGAUUUGGCAAGCAAACAUUUGAAUUCUUCUAGCAAGAAUGCAACUCAGUAGGAGUCUUUUUGUAAAUAAUUCCUGCUACUCUGCACAGAUAGUUGCAUACAAUUGCUCAGUUUAUUUGAUAGUUGCAUACAAUUGCUCAGUUUGUUUGUAGGUAAUACUGUGCAUAAAAAAUACAGUGGGCUUUUUCUCUCUUAAGGCCAAGUCUAGCUAUUUAGCCCAGGUAAAUACUGGCUGCAAUCCAUCUGCCCAAUUAUAGUAUGCAGGAAUUCUUUGCCUGACCAGACAUUUCCCCACAUUUCUGCACAGAAAUUAUGCUUUGUAAAAUUCUUCCUACUCAAAGAGGGUCAUAGGCAAUUGCUUCAAAUCCCCCAGUUCUGGCAACAGUCCUUAGCUAUCGUUAUCACGGGUAAGCAGUGCUCAAACAUUAUUUCUCUAGGCUCAGUACAGACUUACAACAUCCUCACAUGUUCUGCAGCUUGUAGAUCUUAUCUGCACCUCUGGCUUUCACCACCACCCCUGGAAUAUCACUAUCCCUCCUUAUGGUGCUGAUUCCUCAGUCCUGCUACUGGUCACCUGCCACACCCUGUUCCUCCUGCCUGUGCACAGGGAGUAAGGAACUCUGGGACUUGUACUUUAGAGAAACAAAUUCACAUCUCUGUUUGACUCAUCCGCAAGCAUUUGACUUCAUUUCCCACCCCCACCCCCUUCCUGGUAAUAUGCUUGCAGUGUAGAUCAGACCUCCCUAGACAAUUGGGACAUGGUAAAGUGUACCAGGAUUCCUUAGAUUGUGUGGCAUUUCUAGUUUUCUUAAUCAAAGUACUGAGAAUAGGAUGCGUUUAAAUAAAUAAAUAGUGUGGCUCACUAACCCACAAUCGGCUGUUAGCAGUGUAAUGUUGUGGGACAGUGUUAAGCUGCACACAUUUUUGUGCUGAUUCUUCCGGACUGUCUUCAUGCUAUCUGUCCGCUGUGGUGUUGCCCUGGAAACAGAACUAAUUAAUUCCAGUAACGUGACAUGAACAUAAAUGAACGGACAAAGAAUAGAAAGUAUGUUUGGCUUCUUGGAUGAGUUGACAAUAAGUCUAGACUUAACCCUAGAAAUCCACUUUAUUUUUGUAAUGACUGCCCGCCUGAUUUGUACUUUAUAUAUUUUCAUACUGAUGACAGUAUUCUGAGAUACUUAGAAAAUGUGUGCAAUUUCAUGUACUUUGGUUCAAUGUCUGGCAAGAUGUGAAUGAUGCCAGAAUGGGAGACCAGCAAUAACAGCCAACUAUCAUGGUAAUGAAUAUAUAAUCCUGAAGAGUGAUUUGUGUGUGUUCAAUAAGCGUACGCAAUUAAAACAAUGCAAAUUCUGGGGAUGGGAGAGGGACCAGUUUGCAUGGUCAGUAAUUAGUAAUGUGCCGGAUUGCUACUGUAUUAUGUGCAGCAACAUGUGCAGAAAUGCUACUUGCAUGUUAGGAGGUUGAAUUUCUCUCUUGGGGUUAGAAAAGUUUGUUUAAAUAUAUCCUGAACAAUAUACAGUGAUCAGUUUUCAUGAUGUUGAAUAGGAGUGUUUUGUCUACCUGUUUUCAUACUUUACUUGUGAGUAAUAUGAUGCUGUUGCUAUAGGAAGGUAGUAUGUUGGUCAGGAUCCAAAGUACUGCGCAACUAACUCCAUGGAGGCUUGUUCCCGAGGAACCAGUUGCCUUGGUACAUGGUAAACUAUCUGUGAAACUUAAGGGAUUUUCCAUAGUCACAUAGUGGUCUACCAUUCGAAGGUUUCUCAAAGGUAGCUGAGGCUUUGGUUUUUUUUAGAUGUUUAAUCAAGGUUUGCAAACAUAUCCAUUUAUAGCUUCGGUCCAGGCUACCUGAAAGAUCAUAUCUCCCUAUAUGAAACUGCCCAGGUGUUAAGAUUCUCAGGUGAGCACCUUCUCUUGGUCCCAUCAACACCAGAAGCUCAGCUAGUGGCGACACGAGACAGAGCCUUUUCUGUGGCUGCUCGCAUAUGGUGUAAUCCCUUCCCAAGAGAGUUAGAUUGGCUGCCUCUUGGUUAUCCUUCUGCCAGUAGGCUAAGACCUUCCUCUUCAGACCGGCCUUUGAAAACUAAGUUGCAGACAAUGCUGACUGCUGGGCUGCUGUUAGGGAAAACGGUGUUUUAAUGGCUGCCUCUAACUGUGCUUUAUAUAUUUAAACCAUUGUUUUUAACUAGUUUGUUUUUAUUACUUCGUAUUUUAUAAUGUUAUUUUUAAAUGCUGUAAGCCACCUUGAAUCCCAGCUUGAGAGAGAGAGAUGGGAUAUAAAUGCAUAUAGUGAUGUUAAUUAUAUUAAAUGAAUAACUAAAUAAAUAAAACAGCUAGCACACAAAAAAAGCUUCAUGGCACACCUGUCCGCACAUCCCUGUGAUCGUCCUUUGUGGCUUAAUGGGGAACAAACUGCCACCCUGCCUGGUUGCAUGCAGGAGAUUCUAACUCACUGCAAGUGCCUUGGUGAAUUGUUUAACCGUAGUUUAGAUGAUAGAAGUUUUCAUUUGGCUUACUCAUGCCUUAAAAUGAAUUCAGAAGCUUAUCCACAUACUGGACUGAAUGGGAACAGCUUCAGAGCCCGUAAAUUUCUCACGGAUCUUUGACUUCUCUUCUUUGAAGUCGAAACUUCACUGUGUACUUAUCAGAGGCUGAGCAGAGUAAAAACAAAAACAAAACUGUUCCCCCCCCAAAAAAAGUUGUUAUAUAACUUAUCAAAGCUAAAACCAAACACUCCUCCUUGCUGGAAAAAUAAGAAUCUGUAGCAGGGCUAGCCAAGGUCAUACCCUCUAGAUGUUGUUGGACUUGUACUGUAAGCAUCCUUGACCAUUGGCUAUGCUGGCAGGGACUGAAGGGAAUGCCAUCAAUAUUCUUUUCUUCCUAUUGCUUCUUAGCAAACUGGAGGGCAGCACGUUGGCUACUCCUUAUCUUUUUUUUUAAAAUAUAAUUUUUAUUAACCGGCCAAUCAAAUCAAAUUAAAUCACAUCACAUAAAUUCCGAAUUACAAAGCCAAAUUUUAAAUUUUGUUGUCGAGGGGACCCAUAUUUCAAGAUCCGAAGGGGGAUUCUGAUCAUCUUCUUGCUACUGCUUUAAUGUCCAAAUCAGUCCACAUCAGUCCAAACAGAGUUCAUAAUUCUAUCCAGUCUUAUCUUGCUGUUUCCACAUCACAUCUUGUUCAUAUAUUUUCUCUUUUUCUUUAUGAUCUCUUCUGAUAGUCUCCUUAAGCCGAUAAACACCAAUAAUAAUCCUGUGUGAAUUUUUCCGUUCUUCCAAUCCUCAAAUCGAGAUGGUUUCCAUAUAUCAUCGCCUUCAUAGAUAACAUCGCUCUUUCCAUCGUUAAUUACAGAACUGUCGUUCUUAAGUCCCUCUGAGGAGUUUCACCCACAAUAUAAAAACAGCUCUAUUUCUCUAUUUCUCCUCCCAGACUUAAGUCCUCCGACAGAACUUCCCAAUAUGGCGACGGCAUUUUUAACUGCGUCAUUCCAAAGCCCUUAUACAUUCCACGCUCUUCUUAAAACAUGCUUUGGUUCGAAAGUUUAUCUCCACACAGCCUUAAAUCCACAGCUUAAGUCCUUAAAACGACAUUUCUGACUUGUGAGGGGAGGGGAUUCUUGUUUAAUCACAUAAGGAAAGAAAGGAAAGUUUUUUCCCCCCUCCCCCAUCAGUCAUCAGUCCCUUUACCAUACCGAGUCUUGGCGUAUCUUCUCAUAAUCUAUACUUGUUCCUCCGACUCGUCUUGUUUUAUCAGUGAUCUCUUCUGUUAGCAGUCUUUACCCCCCCCUUCCUUGAAAUAUGUGCAUUCGCUUCAUCCAAAUUGUUUCUUUUGAAGUUCUUGCAGCUAGUGGCGCGGAUCAGAGACGGCGUCCAGAAGCGCCGAAAUCCCGCAGGAGGGCUUUGGGCCUAGUGCCCCCAUCCCCACAAAUUCGGGGGUGGUAUGGGACACAGCAGGCAAGGGCAGUCCCCCCCACCAUCCUGGGGGGGGUAGGGAGGCUAAUUACUCCCAUCAUAGCCUCCAAAUUACCUCGUGUGGGUCGGAGAGAUGUUAUUGUCAGCCAUCUUCUGAUGUGCCCCCUAGUGGCCCCGCCCCUGGUGGCCCUUAUCUUUGAACUACAUUUAGCCUUUCAUAGCUAAAGUCACUACUUCAUAAGUUACUCCUUUUGGGUUAUAACCUGGCCUUUGAGUUGACAACUGUGUUCCCUACGAUUCAAGUAAGGUUCCCUGCCUUGCUUUAGACACAACCAUUUUUCUUUCUAUAUGGGCUCAGCUACAUUAGGCAAAAAACAAUGUUUUGAAUGCAUUAUAAACACGCAACAGCAGAUGGUGGCAGAGAGCAAAAGAAAUUUUCUAUGUGAUUUUUACAGUUUUCUUCCUUUUAUUAUAACAAUUUCAUUUCUGACUUAUUUAUAGCGUGUUUUUUCCUGUGUGUAGAUCCACCCUUUAUCACUUGCAAUACGUUUUACUUAAUACGUUUUAGCACAGGAGUGGGGAACCUUUUUGGCUCCACGGGCCAGACUUUUAUCAGGAUCAAACUUGACGGGUGGGCAGGGCCACUUCCCUGUCAAUUAAACGAUGUCAUUAUGACAUCACUAGAUCAGUAGGUGACUUGUCCCACCCGUCAGUCAAAAUUCCUAGCGCUGGAUUCCCAGACCCCAACAGCCAGUGGGCUGGCUGGUUUUGGGGGACCAUAGCACAAGCAAAGUUGUUGGCCUUGGAAGUGGUGGUGGGGAAACAAAACUGGCCUAUAAAAGGCUUUCUUUGAUUGUGUGUGCCUGUUCUCUACAUCCCAAGCAGGGCUUAAUUUCUAAAUUAAGUUCUCAGCAGGAAACAGGCAUACACAGUCAAAAGCAGGUUUCUUUGUCUCUGUCUCUGUUCUCCCCCCGCCCUGCAAGAACCGCAUCUAAAGUUUAGCAUGGAAUUAAACACGCAAAAUGAAGAUUUUACUCAGUGUUACAGUAGCACAUAGCAACACCAGCUGUGAUCAUUCUGUGUCAUGGUUUCUGAAACCAGAAUCUUUUACAACACUCAGUAUUUUAGUAUCGACUGAUCAGUUAGUGAAGAGUAACUGAAGUUACAGCAUAAUCAAGUUAACAGAUUAAGUGCAGCUUGACUCUGAAUUUUGAUACCUCUAGACUAGCAUAUUUGGGGUGGUAGAUAACUGUUUGAUAAUUUACGAGAAUGCUUUCUAUUCAGCAGCAAAUAGUCACAUUCUAAAAGUUAAGCCCAAUUUAUUUAUUUUUCUUAUGGUGCAUUCUCUGUUUGCAACAUACAUAUCAGCCAGAUUCAAAUGGUAUUAAAACAGACAGUUAAAAUAUAUUGGAGAUUAUGACCUUUUUGGAAACAUGGUUCAGAAGGGUCAGAAGUUUGAUAUCUGAAAUAUUUUGUUUUUAAUAGGGUUACCCAGUACACCCCUUACCAGCCAGAGGUAUCUCAAGGAAGGCUGGAGAGUCUAUUAAAUUAUCAAACAAUGGUGUGUGACCUCACAGGAAUGGACGUGUCGAAUGCAUCUUUGCUAGAUGAAGGAACUGCUGCAGCCGAAGCUAUGCAGUUGUGCCACAGGUAACAGACGGAAACAAAAAUAAUUGCAAUAGCAUUUUUGUUUUAUAAAGGGCCCCGCAGUUAGGUUCAAUACAGUAGUUAUAUUAAACAGAAUGAGCGCUGCCCCCUGGCCUGUAAUCGGAAAUGUUAAUCACAAAGAAAGGAAAAGGGAUACUAAAAGAGAAAAUACAUACCAAACUUGAAUAAAUAUCAAUUGGGUGAUUUGGAGGGUACUUAACCAUGAGGCCAAGGGACCAUAAAGUCAGUGAUCCUGUUUUCACAGUGACCAACCAAGAGGGUUUAGGAAAACCCACAAAAAGGGUGAUAACUUUCCAUUGCUGUUCCUCUCAAGCAACUGACAAAAAAUGUGAAGCAAUAUUUAGUUAUCAGGUCUCAUGGCUCUCUGUGAAUGUACCUAAUAAUCUUCUAACAAUAACGGAGUCUUUUGCCUCACAAUUUUCUUAUGUGGAUCUUGGUAACUAAGUGGCAGGCUUGAGUUUUUAUUGGUUUCGUGAUUGAUGGAUACUUCCUGCCAGCCCUUCCUGAACUAUUGGCCAGAUACCCAAGCCAAUCAGGAGUAAUGAUGUAGGCUGUAGAAACUUGUUUGCCUGCAAUAAAAAUGGUAUGAAACAUAUUUUAAAUGCUUACAUUGUGUGUUUGUGUGUCUCUCCCCCCCCCCCAACAGGCACAAUAAGCGGAGGAAGUUUUAUGUCGACAUCCGAUGCCAUCCUCAGACGAUAGCAGUGGUGCAAACCAGAGCAAAGUAAUGUUUACUUCUGUUGCAUUAUUUCCUUCAAAUCAAUAUGUAGGUAUCUCAUUGGAUCCAGACUUUGCUCCCAGCGGGAACAUCCCUUGAAUCGAGUUACAUUCUUCCUGUGCAGGAGAGGGAGAGGAGAUUUGCCAAUUUCCGCUCCCGCCUUAGCUCCCAGCACCUCCUCUCACCCUGUUCCAGGGGACUGGGGGGCCAUCAACCAUCGUGGGAGGUAUUGCUGGGUUCUGCAGGGGGAGCAAGGACUCAGCAAAAGUCAGCUUUCUCCCCCCCCCCCCUUCACCAGCAGGAUCCCUCCACUGGAUUAAAACCUUUCUGUGGACAGGAGCCUUCCCAUUUGUGGAAGGGUAAAGUCAGGAUCCAAUCCGUAAAUGAUGUUGAAAACCCAUUUACAAGCAGGAAAUGGCUUACUCUUUUCCUGUAUAUUUCUCUCGCUUUCCAGUUACACCGGCAUUAUUGUUGAGUUGAAGUUGCCUCAUGAAAUGGACUUCAGUGGCAAGGAUGUCAGCGGCGUUUUGUUCCAGUACCCAGAUACCGAGGGGAAGGUGGAAGACUUCACUGCAUUUGUUGAUCAAGCCCAUCAGAACGGGGUAAAACGAAGCAGUGAUAACCUUUUCCUGACAUAUUUUGUAUGUUUAACCAUUUAGAUUUAUUAUAACUGUAGUUGCAGAACACUCUUCGGAAAUGAACCUCUCUGUGCAGACGUAGGUCUCCCUUGCCUUAUUUGACUUCAAUAGAGGCCAAAGAUCUGCAUGCAGAGUUUGUAGGAGUAAAUCUGCUUCUCUCAACAAAUAAAUGGUUGAGCUGUUUCAGAAUGAACCAAUGAUCUGAUUUGAUACAAGGUUUCUUCCUAAUGCUGCAUAUAGUGAUUAAAUCUACAUCAUAAUACUCUUAAUUGUAGAUGAGGUACCGGGAACAGGUAAUUUAUAUACCCCAGCACAGUUGCAUUAAACAUGAAAUUAAGGCAUUACUGGUUCUUUCAUUGUUGUUUUCUUUGAGACGUACUAGAAUCACUUUGAUUAAACCUUAGUUAAUUGUCAUUGGUAUUACAUAACAUAGGCCAUGGUUCAUUUGUUCUGACAAUGAUGCUGAUCUCUUUUCUUGUUUCAGACUCUAGUCUGCUGUGCUACUGACCUGCUAGCUCUGUGCAUCUUGAGACCUCCAGGAGAGUUUGGUGUUGAUGUUGCUCUGGGCAACUCCCAGAGGUUUGGGGUGCCUCUUUGUUAUGGUGGGCCACAUGCAGCCUUUUUUGCUGUCAAGGAGAACCUGGUGCGAAUGAUGCCUGGAAGAAUGGUAGGAGUUACAAGGUAGGCUAACUUGAAGCCGAAAGCUUCAAUCCUAGUCAUGGGACUUGUGCUGAAGACAUCUCGGGCGAUUGUGCAAAACUCCAUCCUUCUGAUGACACAUUUCCCUUGCCAUGAAGUGAUUUGAGCUUUUUGUCAAAUAUGAGACACACAUCUUCUUGGGUAGAAUAUGAUUUAUUUAUUUAUUUAUUUUAUUUACAUAUGCACUAAUAUAUAAACAUAAUUUCCUCCCCUCAAAUCACUUUCCACACUUACUGCGCAUAGAGCUUCACUGUCCACAUGGAGCUUCCAUGCUUUCAAAGUAUUCCUUAUUAAAUUUUCUGUAUACAUCCCUUUACAUAUGCAAAGAUGCCAUCUCUGUUCAGCUGGAACUUUACUUCCACAAUUGUGUGUCCCUACUGGAACACCUUCAAGAGCCUAAAUUGGAGGAGUGUGUCCAAGAAACUAAUAUAUAAGGUUUAGGUCAAGGGCACACACUGUAGAUUUCAUAGCUUGUAUCAGUCAAGCUUGUGGUUCCCCUUGCUCACAGUCUGUCAGGCUUUGUGAAACUGGUCCUUACAUCUUGUUUCAUGGAAUUGUCAUUUGCACUAUUGGGCUUUGCACUCAAUUGUUCCAUGUGAUUUCAAGUGAAUAGAGGGUGCCUUGACCGACAGAUUGGUUCAGGAACAGUUUGGCAUUUUUAAAUGCCUUUUUAAUUAUUUUGCUCAAGCAUCCUAGCCUUACAUUACCUUCUUGAGUAUACUGGUCACCUUUUAUUAAGAAAAGCAGAGCCGCUCUAUGUUGAGAGAGUAGCCAUUUUUCUUUUUAUGGCUCAAGGGAUGCUAAUGGAAAAGAAGUGUAUCGACUUGCAUUGCAAACCAGAGAACAGCAUAUAAGAAGGGAUAAGGCUACAAGCAACAUAUGCACUGCGCAGGUGAGCUUUUCUUCAGUCGUUCAGUCAUUUAAAAAAAGUAGUAGAUUUAUAAACUUUUUAAAUUUUGUGUUCACGCUAUUUGAAUAUGGGGAUAGUAAAAUAUGUGGGUAUUUUGGGGCAGUAUCCAGCUGCUUUUGCUGGCAAAGGUGUGAAUGAACAGGAGGAGAAAGGAAUCAUUUUUUUAUGUAAACACUGCACCUGCUUUCCUCUGAAACCCUUUGUGCCAUAUCCCACAAUUUUCCAAAGGAUACCGGAAUCCUUUGGAGCACAUUUGGAAAUGCACAAGGAGAAGCGACAGAUACCACCACUCUGCUCCCUUUUGCAGAAACCUCAUUGGGUUCAAAUAAAUUUUCCAGUGAAGAGGAACACGGUUAGAUACAACUUUCUCUUUAAUGUGGCCUUUUUUGCAAAUUUACAUUCAAGAGAUCUGAAUGAUUAUUUUAUUGUUUUAAAAUGUCAGGAAUGUAAUUGUAACUUUUCAUUGUGUGGGUUGAUUUGAACUCGAUUACAAAUAGAAUGUUUUAAAUAUUAGUGGGUUAUUUUUUCCUAACAUACUUCAAGCCCCCCACCCCCACCCCCCGGAAAAAACCUUACACUAACCUGCUUGUGAACUGACUUAUUUUCCCCCAAUUUUGUGCCUUUUAGGCACUUCUGGCUAAUAUGGCUGCUAUGUUCGGAGUCUACCAUGGCGCUAACGGACUAAAGCACAUUGCUAGGAGGGUGCAUAAUGCCACUCUCAUCUUAGCGGAAGGUGAGUUAAAAUUAAUCUAAUGGCUGCAUGAUGGAGACUCUUCAAAGAUUUGAAUAUUCUGUGCAACAACUGAAAUCUGUUUUAUGUACUUAUUUGUAUACUGGUCUUCAUUCCAGGGUAGUAAACAACAAGUGCAAAUAAAACAUUUUAUGUAAUAAAACACUAAACUUGUGUAAUAAAACUUGAUUAUUAACCAGAAAAAAUGUAGACAUCAUAAGGGAGACCCUUUCACUUUGAAACAGCUCUAUGGUAAAUAUCUGAUAAAAUAGGCACUCAAGGAAGAGCUUUAGCAGAAUAAACUGAAACGCUGAAUUAGGAGUAAGAUAAAUUGGGAGAUUGCAUAUCUGAGGAACCAGAUGAGGUGGGGAAAUAGGCAACAGUGCAGUUUAUAGUGAUUCAUAAGACAGAUUUGGCUACCCCCACCUGCCAACUCUGAACAAAUUUAGGCAAGUCUGUUAUAACACCAGUAGAAAUCCAUAAUCCCAGCAUAUUGUUGUUGAAAACCGUUAUCAACCAAAAUACUGCAUAUUAUAUGCAGAACCUUAUAGAAAUGUGAGCAGCCAGUGGAGCGAAGAGUUCACAUGUUAUUUCUGCUAGGUCUGAAGAGAGCUGGUCAUAAACUGCAACAUGACCUAUUUUUUGAUACCUUGAAAAUCCAGUGUGGAUGUGGCGUCCAAGAAGUCUUGCUCCGAGCAGCCCAGAGGCAGAUAAACCUCCGGAUUUACAAUGAUGGUACAGUAAGUGAUGGCUAAAUUUAUUCUUGGAUGUGUUCCUUUCAAUGUCACAUUGGGGCUGGUUGUCUAAAAGCUUUCCUAUGAUAUCAUUAAGCACUAGUGUGGUGGAGAAAAAUCGAGGCUGCACUUCGGUGGUACCUAACUUUGCAUAGGCUGACUAAGACAUACAAUCAGAUAUGCAUUGUUGGAGAUGUAAAAGAUCAAAGGCAGAUUUGAUGCAAAUCUUCUGGGAUUCGCAUAAAAAUGUAAACAAUUUUGAACAGGACUGACUGUGCUUUCCCCAGGAAGCCCCAAACAAUCCUGUCUACGUUGUGUGUCACUCUGAAGUUGGUCUUGAUCUUACUGCCAAAGUGAAACUUUGCAUAGCUCAUCUCUGGAAAACAAGAACCCUCUGAUAGUCACAGAAGAACUGGGGAAAAUUGGGAGCCUGCCUAGGAUAGAAAGUCAACAUACAAUAGUAACACUAUACAGAGGAACCUUGGGUUGUGGAUGUAAUCCGUGACGGAGGCACAUCUGCAACCCACAGCAUUCGCAUCCUGAAGCGCCGCAUCUGUGCAGGCGCCAGCGUGUUUUGGCGCUUCUGCGCAUGCGUGAGCGGCGAAACCCGGAAGUAACCCGUUCUGGUACUUCUGGGUUUCCCGUGGUCCGCAACCUGAAAACACGUAACCUGAAGCUUCCAUAACAUGAUGUGUUAGAAUUAUCCAGACAGAUUUAUUGAGAGAUAAAUCAAUUGUAGAGAGAGGGAGUGUUGCAUACCCUUUUCUUUUUUGGGUCUGAUUCUGCUUCACAUUUUCUGAGUUCACUUUCAUUAGAGGGGAAAAAUGUAAGGGGCAGAUUCCAUUUACUGGUGCCACUAGCAGAAGCCUAUGCAAGGACUUCCACUAACACAGGGAGAUUUUCUUCCUUCCCUUCCCCAUCCUCCAGAUUGGCUUGGGGAGGUCAAGAUAACCCCAUAGUACAUGGGUUGAGGUGAAGGUCAGUCAUUCCAUUAGGCAAUCAGAAAUGCUAAUACUGAUAACACCUUCUCCUUAGCACUACAUUGAAUUCCUCCCCUAAAUUUUAAAUAACUGAUACAUAGUGGAAGUUUGUUGAAAUUACUAAGCACAGUUUUGUAAAACAUGAUGCGCUUCUAUAGUUAAGGCUAGAAGAAUUGCAGUAUACAGUAUUAAACCUAUGGAGCUACUGAAAAUGCAAAAAGAUUAUUGUAAGCUUCCACCAGUAUCAUUUGAACCUGAUGAAAAAAUUUUUUACUUUUCCCCUUCUGUUGUAGUAAUAGGGACCUUCACAUCACGUUGGUGAAAUGUCAACAGUUGUUACACUACUUUAAUGUUUUGUUUUGUGCUCUUCGAAAGUACACUGUUUUUUCAGUACUAAACUUUGCUUCCUCCCUUCCAACUGUCAAUAGCUUGGAGUAUCUCUAGAUGAAACUGUAACUGAGAAAGACCUGGAUGACUUGCUAUGGAUCUUUGGUUGUGAAUCUUCCGCUGUAAGUAGAUCACAGAUCAGAGUGCUUAACGUUUAAUUGGUAGACUUUGUCAUGUAUUCUACUCAAUGUUGAUCCAGAUCAAAACUCCAGCAUAUAGUUAGCAGAGUAAAGACUUAAGCACGUUGCAGGAGUCCUAAAUAAUAGACCAGAGGCAAUUGUGUUUCAUCCAGCAGAGCUUUACUGCCACUGAAGGCAAAUGAGGAUAAUGGUCACAAAUCCAAUACAUUCAGGAUUGGCCCUGUCCAUAAGAAAUCCAAUUGCAGCAGACUUAACUUAAACUUACAAUAAUUUAUAAGAAGAUUAAACCUUAACACUAAGCAUACUAUGUACAGAAAACCACACCAGAGGGAAGAGAAAGUAAAACUCAGGCUCCUCCUGGCCUUACUAUUAUAGUCAGCAUGACCUUGACAGAAAGAGAUCACAGAACCAGCUUAAGCCAGCUGUACUCAGCUUCUCUGAAGGAAUAACCCAAACAUCGUGAACCUUCUGCUUAUUUCUUUCACACAGAGAAGCUUCCAGAACCCUCUUGAAUUAAUUAGAAUAGGAAAGAUCUCCUCACAUCAGAUCAAUACUUUCUGUACUAAGAAAUGCAAAAUGCCAAUAUUAAAUUUUGAGUCCAUAAAUGGACAGCUGCCUUGGUGAUUUAAUUCUCCACUUCCACCUCUUGCUAAGGAGGUUUGAGUAUUGUUUUGUGAGAUAAUGAGGGAUCUGAGUUCAAUUUAAUCAACUUGUACUGCACCAAAAUUCUGCAUUACACAAGAUAUGGUAGGAAAUCUUAGCUUUCAGCAAUGAGAAGCGUGGGCCAGUAAAGAAAAUUCUUCUACCUCCCCCAAUUUAUUUAUUUAAAAAAACUCCUCUAAUGACUUUGAUUUAUGGGAACUAAUUGUUAUUUCCACCUUCUGAAAGACUAGAAGUGUAUACCCAGAUAUUUCUAAUUCUUAUGUGGUGUAUAUACUUCAGAUUAAGAGAAAACUUUUUAAGAAAACAUCCUUGCAGACAAAAUGCUCAUGGCAGUCUUCUUUUAAGAGCGAUUUGCCUUGCUUUUGAAUUAGGCAUAACAGGGUUUGCCUGUAUCCAGGGAGCUGGAGAAAGAUUUGCCUUUACAUAAAUACCAUGAAAGCAGAAGUGCUGAAACAAGGACAGUUUUUUCCCUACUACCUGACAGAAUAAAUUCUUUUUGAGAGAUAACGAGUAACAUCUUAAGAACCCCCCUGUCUAUCUUGUUUUGAAAGGAACUGGUUGCUGAGAGCAUGGACGGAGAAACAAGAGGUAUUUUUGGUACUGCGUUUAAGAGAACAUCAAAAUUCCUAACACAUCAGGUAUUCAACAGGUUUGUGAAAUUAAUUAAUUUCCCCUUGAUAUCAUCUGAAAAAAGAAGUCUACGGGAUUAUAAUUGUGAGAGAGAAAUUUGGUUUAGUAUUUCAAAACAUUGCUGCGAUGUAAGCCAUGGGGCAGUGGCGACAGCUUGUCUCCACAACUGCGGAUGCCUAGGACUGCCGCCAUCACCAGGGGGCGCUCUCUGUCAUCAUGCGCCCCCCCCCCCCCCAGCAUGCUGAGAUCACUUGCACACGUAGUGGGGUUUGGUGACUUAGCGUGUUUACGCUGGGAGGGGGGCGUGUUGAUAUAGAGACUGCAUUUUGUUGGUACCCGUCCCCCUCAUUUAAAAUAUUGUGGGAUCCAGGGCCCUGGGGAUUUGAUGCUUAUGACCCGGGGCAAGUUAAGGAUUGAGUUACCUAGCUUACAUUUUUAUCAUUCAUAUUUACAAUGCAGCCUAAAUAACUGUGGGCAGAAAUGCCUCAAUCUAGCAAUCCCAUAUCUAUCACUUGAUAGCAUGGGCAUAUUGAUCAUGGGACAGUCAUGGUUCUACUAAGUAGCACACCAUGACCUGGUUUGCACUUCAGAGUGAGUCCAAGUUUGGUUUACUGUUACCGUGUGAACAGGCUGGCUCCCAUUUUGCACCCACUUGGGUUUUUCCAGGCUAAACCAAGGUUUGGUUUAGCAUAUCCGAAUCCAGGAUCAAUGUGGAAGUCUCUCCUGCUUAACCGAAACAUACAGCCGUAGGGCAAACCUUAGCUAUAGACCAUGAAUAAGGAGGAGAGACCUUAACCACUAAACCAAACGUUUUAACCAAUUAGUGCUUAUUAUAUUUGCACUGUUUGCAUUAUGUAGAAAAAGUAAAUUUAACUUCAGUUUUUGAGAUAAAUAGAAAAGUUGAAGGGGGGUAGGAAAGGUCCAGUGGUUUUCAUUGUUUUAUGUAUUUCAUGGCUUGUGUGGUUAACUGGUUUGCUAACGUAUGUUUUUGUGUCUCCAGCUAUCACUCUGAAACAAAUAUUGUCCGGUAUAUGAAGAGAUUAGAAAACAAAGAUAUUUCCUUAGUUCACAGCAUGAUUCCUUUGGUAGGUAUUAAUUUGAAAAGGAAAAAAAUGGCAGUUGCUGGUGUCCUUGCUUGAAAUAUACUGACUACAUUUUAUUUUCUUCUGCAAGAUUCUUGUUUUUGAUUUUGUUUUAAUGUUUUUACUUACUGACUACAUUUUCUGCUCCUCAGGGAUCCUGUACAAUGAAGUUGAAUAGUUCAUCAGAACUUACAGUAAGCUUUUUCAUUUUUAUUUUCUGAGAGAUGUGUAGCUAAUCAAGCAAUAAUAGCCCUUCACCCAGAAUUCCAUGUGAACAUUAAUUAAAGAUUGAGGGUAGAUUUAAAUAAGUUUUCUUCUCCUAGGAGUAUUUUGUGUCUUGGUGAGAUCCUUGUGGAAGUGCUCUUGUGAAUGGUCCCAGCAAUCUUGGGCAUAUGGUAGUUUUUGAAAUAAAAAUUGAAAUCACAGGACCCACUUGCUAUGAUGCGCCCACUAUGAAUCAUUGUAGAUAAACGAGAAAGUGUUGUGGAAUCCACUUUAAGAUAACGUGGACACAGAAUCCUAUUUAAAUUCAAAAGGGUGGAGACGUAUUUGAUAAUAUUUGCCUUAAAUAUUUGCUCUAUUUCAGGCUUCCUCAACCUCGGCCCUCCAGAUGUUUUUUUGGCCUACAACUCCCAUGAUCCCUAGCUAGCAGGACCAGUGGUCAGGGAUGAUGGGAAUUGUAGUCUCAAAACAUCUGGAGGGCCGAGGUUGAGGAAGCCUGCUCUAUUUCAUACAGCUUUCUAGAUUAUUUAUAUUCAGAACUGUUCAGCAAAAUGAAUCAGUUCUGUAAUGCAGAGAAGAAACAGUAUACUGAUGACUUUUAAUGGCAUUUGAUUUGUAUUUUUUAAAAAUGUAGUUUUUUUCUAGUUCAUAAUUAUGUUUUCUAGCUGGUAAUAAUGUUCAACCUAUUAUUACAUUGUGGAAACCUAAGUGUCAUAUAUCAUAAGUAUUCUAUAUAAUUGGUGUACAAAAAUUCUUCAACCCAAAAGUAUUCACUUUCCUUUCCGUUUUUGUGUUUUUCUUUUCUGCAGCCGAUUACGUGGAAAGAAUUUGCCAAUAUCCACCCCUUUGUGCCUCUAGAUCAGGCUCAAGGAUACCAGCAGCUUUUCAGGGAGCUUGAGAAGGAUCUGUGUGAGAUAACAGGCUAUGACAGAAUUUCUUUUCAACCAAACAGGUAGGAACAAUCUUGCUUGAACCAGUGUUUUUCAGGCACACUUGCCGUACUUCCUGCUUUUCCUAAGGGCUGUUUCACACAUCCAUUUCCCUACCCAGAUAUUCCUCCUAGCACACCUACUGCAUGUUGCACCAUCACAUGUGACAAAUGGCAUGUGUGCAUGUGGUACAAUAGACAGCUCAGGAAUGAAAGGUUUGAGCUGAUGUAGUGAAAACAAUUACAUUUUGGGUGUCUACAUGGAUAGGCAGAGCUUUUGGUUCCAGUAGCAACUAUCUGCUUUCUGACGGUGCAUAUGAUUUGGAGAACUUCUGUGAAAUGACAGCAGUUUGGUCACUUCCCCUCAAUGACAGAGUUUCCCCCACUGCAGAAGCCCUGAGACAGAAGUAGCCCUACUGGAAGAUUUGCUCACUGUUGUUAAAUAUGUUAAAGGCCAGGUCAGGAAUGGCCAACUGUAAUGAAUAGCAUUGCUACAAUAUGCUGGUUAACUGAAUAUCCUUUUUUCCCCCUAUCUCUGUUUGUUUUUGUUUUUUUUAACUUUUUAAAUUCAAAGUUAAAACAAAACAUAUUAUCCAGAAACAUAUCAUCUUUAUUUUUCCCCCCAUUUUUUCUCCCUCCCCCCACCCUCCCACACAAAACCCAUCCACCCCCACCCCCAGGCUUCCGUCAGUUCCAGUCUUUGAUUUCUCUAAGAACGCUGUUUUCUGCAUGUUACACAGUUGUAUAGAUCCUCAAACUAUUUAGCUGAUUAUUAUCAAUAAAAAGUUUGUGAAUGUUUAUUCAAAACCAGCCAAGGAGUCCAGUUCGCUUUGUUGCGUCUUCAAAUACUUUGCAAAGGGUUCCCAUUCAUCUUUAAAGUCACAGUUAUCCUUGUCCUGUAGCUAAUAUGUCAGUUUUGCCAGUUCUGCAUAGUCCAUCAAUUUUUCUUGCCAUGAUUCUUUAGUUGGGGCUUCUUCAGUCUUCCAUCCUUGUGCUAUUAGAACUCUCGCGGCUGUUGUCGCAUACAUGAAGAUGUUUUUCAGCUUUUUGGGCAGAUCUUUCGCUACAAUCCGUAACAAAAAUGCUUCAGGUUUUUUAACAAAUGUUAAAUAUGUUAAAGGCCAGGUCAGGAAUGGCCAACUCUAAUGAACAGCAUUGCUACAAUAUACUGGUUAACUGAAUAUCCUGGCGUCUUUCCCUUUUCUUGACUUCUUCAGGAAAGCAAAAAGGCCAUACUGUAGCAUGAACUGCUUAGAGAUGAGAAUCUGUUCAUCUCGAAUGACUUAACUUGUGUCAUGCACCAAUAAGAGAUUAUAUUUCACAUCUGUUUUCUGUGUGUAUAUAUUUCAGCUAGACAGGAUAUGGGUGCGCAGCCCAAAUUGUAGACAUGAACGAUACUUGUUCCUGGUGGAUGAUUAAACUGACUUGAUUAACUAAAUUUUCAAAAACUGGAUGCUGAGCCGAGCUGCUCAGAUGCAUAUAUUAUAAUAAGCUUUGUGGUCUUGCAGUGGAGCUCAAGGCGAAUAUGCUGGACUUGCUGCAAUCAAGUCUUAUUUAAAUUCAAAAGGAGAAUGGCACAGAAGUGUAAGUGAAAAAGAUGAACUUUGUUUAACUCCUGAACUGACAAUCCUGCAUGCUACUAUUCAUGCUUAGGGGUGGCACUUGUUUAUCAAUGCAUGGCUGUACUGAAUGUAUGAUUUGGGGCCUGUUUGCAUGGGCAAGAGCUCCUCUGUUUACCUUUGCAUCCACUCUCCUUUUUAUUGAGAGACUAACUACAUUGCAAACGUCUUUCCCUUUCGUGCACAAGUAGCCAUUCUGUCAGGAUUCCAUAAAUACCACCAGUAAGUGCCACAGAUCACUGUUGAACCACUUGACUUUUAAUCAGUAGUUCUAUUAUGCAGAACUGCAUAAUAAACGGUAAACUUACCGUUUUCACUUUACAAGGGAACAGAUAGAGAGAAGGGGCUGGAAUAAACGAUAUUUUGUGUUCCACGUUGAAGCAGUUCCGUAAACACCUGGGAUACCUAAAGCCCUUAUUGUUAGAGUUAGAGACAUUACUUACCAGGCGUCUAUAAAUAUUCUGGUCAGUUGUGAGUGGGUGAGUGGGUAUCUUUUAUUUUAGGAAGAACGUUUGUGGUGCCUGCCUCUGCUGAGCUCAUUCUGGUUUUUGCAGUUUAUUUAUUAUUUAUUUAAUAAAAUUAAUGCACUGCUUGAUUGUAAAAAAAGCAAAACCCUCAAAGCGGCUUAUAAAAAGAUAAAACAAGAAAAAACACAACCCUACUUUAAAGCCUACAAAUGUUAAAUUACUAAAACAAUAAAAUUACCUUGACUUCCUGGGUUAGGAACCUCUCUGCAUUUGAUUUCUCUCCCCUCCCCCGCCCCCAGCUCACUAUGACUAUGGGAGCUAUUUUCUCCUUGCCAUGACAGGAACAGGGGUUCAGUGCAGCAAUACUUCUGGGCUUCAGAAUCCUCUCUGUUUCUGAAGUUCGGUCCUGCGCCAAAGCCAGCCAAAAUUCAUGUACCCCAACCAACAACUCGCAGUAUAGCAGCAAAGAGUGAAACAUAAUCCAUACCCAAAGCAUUGCACAGGUUUAUUGAAAGUGGUUGUUGGUUUGUUUUUGUUCCUCAGUUAUCUGCCCAUCAAUGAAAGUUGUUGCUGCAGUACAGUAUAUUCUGUUGUAUCUGGAGUGCAGCUAGGCAAACAUUGUGUGGUUUUGCUGCAGAAAUCCAGGAGCUAGCUCAUUAGCAGCAUGAAAGCAGAGUUGAGAUUAGAAGAAAGGGCAUGCCAGGGGCUGGCUCUGGAUACUGUGAUUUUUCAAAACCUCACUGGGGCAGCCAGAAGGCUUUUGUGCUGGGAUUAGAGGAGUGUUGUUAAUUGAAAUUCAUAGCUAGGAUACUUUGAACAUGCAGAGGUAUUAGCAUCAAUAUCCUUGCUUUUCAACAAACAAUCUAUUAUUAGGGCUUCAUUCAAAAAUUCCGCCUCUUGCUUCCCCACCCAGCCCUAUGCACUCAAUAUAAAAAACUAAAUAGCAGAUAAACAUUUGCUGUUUACUCUGUAUAGUUGACUCAGAACCAUGAAGCAAGGAAUAAAUUUUUAAAAUAAAAAAAUUGUCCAGUAGCACCUUAGAGUCCAACUUAGUUCUGCGUAUAAGCUUUCGUGUGCAUGCACACUUCUUCAGCUUAUACCCGGAACUAACUUAGUUGGUCUCUUAGGUCUCCUGGACAAUUUUUUAAUUAUUAUUUUUUUGUCUGCAUCAGACCAACACGGCUACCUACCUGAAUCUAUGAAGCAAGGAGACGUCUGUUUUCUUCUUCCCACAGUCAAUGAAUUAGCAACAUACUAUUUGAUUCAGCUUUUGCUGCAGAAUAGGCAUCUUUUUAGAUCUGAUGACUCCCCCAUUCAGAAAUAUUUAUCAUCCAUAAUUUAUUGCAGUUUCUUUUCCUCUCACUUUCUGUGGGGUUGCGAAGCACCACUGUCUAAAGUGCUGCCGUUUUUCAUUUACUAACUUGCACGUAGUAAUAAAGCAGCGCCAGCCAGACUAACUCAGAUGGCAUUUCCGGGGGGGGGGGUGCCCCUGGCACGCACAGCUUCCUGGAGGGGCAGAAUUUCUCCCACAUUCUGAAUUCUCCCUCUUUCCCCUUCAUGUGAUCAAACUGAACACCUGAAGAGAGUUCAGAGGGCUGCAAAAUGUACCUUUAGUUGGCUUUUUGCAAGGUUGACGCUCUCUUAACUUUCCCCCCCGUUAAGGUUUGUCUCAUUCCUAAAUCUGCCCAUGGCACUAACCCAGCCAGUGCUCAGAUGGCAGGGAUGAAGAUUCAGCCAGUAGAAGUGGAUAAAAAUGGAAGCAUCGAUAUUGUUCAUCUUAAGGCUAUGGUGAGUUGGUUGCCCUUCUUUUGAAUGCAUUACGGUAUUAUAAGCUUCGGCUAAAAACUCUUUAAUUUUCAAUGGGCAUAUAAAAUUACAUAGAAGAGGAAGCUGUGCCUGUCUCUCUUUUUUUUGACAUAAUCUUAUGCAAAACUUAAAUGUGUAGCUUCAGUUGUUAACAUAUGUGAUAGCCUAUCUUAUUUUGAGAGUCAGUUCUAUAGUGUAUCCAUUUUUCAUGGUUAUUUUCCUUCUUAUUUGCUACAAUUUGAGUGGAAACCAGAUAACAUGAAAGAGCAGAUGAUAAGCAACUGCAGCAAUAGAGUGUUCGCUGCAAUAGAGCAUUCUCUGAAGGGAAGACUGUAAAUCGAGGUCACCAACCUGUUGCUUCCAGUGGUGGCCCAGGUUCUGUGUUCUCAUUUUUCAAUGAAAGCGAGUCUCUAGCCUGCUUGCCUGCAUAGAAAUAAAGUUAUGGAACAAAAUGUCCAAAUACCUUCUAAGCAAUUUCUGUGGCUACCCCUGCUAUAAACGCUCUGAUUUCCUUGAUCUCUCCCUGACAUUUUUUUUGUCUAUUUUUCCUCCUUUCUGAAGGUGGAUAAACACAAGGAAAACCUGGCAGCUAUCAUGAUCACAUACCCAUCGACCAAUGGUGUCUUUGAAGAGGAUAUCAGUGAUGUCUGUGACUUGAUUCACAAACAUGGAGCCCAGGUUUACCUGGAUGGAGCAAACAUGAAUGCUCAGGUGGGAAACCGGUUUAUAGGCUCCUUCCGUUAAUGCAGACCCCUGACUGAAUUUGCGAAUCAUGCUUAAAAAUAAACGUUAAAAGUGAGAUUUUGUACCACUUUAAUAAUGAAUAAUAAUUGACUGGACGUAAUUAACCGCACUAUGAAUAUUGUUAUUUUAAAAAAUCAAGAAUCUUGUCUCUGACCUUUCCAUAAAAUCUAAAACUACAUUUUACAAGUUUUGUUUUAGGUAAAAAAAAUAAAAUACUAAAAUUUAGUUACAGCUUUACAUAUACUUAAAUAUAAGGUAGAGCUAUAUGCUAAUCUUUGUUUUGUUGACUUUUUUUAGCAACAGCAAACUUCUGUUUUUAAAAGAAACUUAAUUCUUUUCAUCAGCAGACUUGAUUAUGAAAAACUAAUCUCAUUUGUUUUUCCCUCUAAUCCCUUCUCUUUCGUUUUUGAAACUUUGUGCUCUCCUUCCUUUGAUAGGUUGGUCUGUGCCGUCCUGGAGACUAUGGGUCAGAUGUCUCUCAUUUAAAUCUCCACAAAACCUUCUGCAUUCCUCAUGGGGGAGGAGGGCCUGGAAUGGGACCAAUUGGAGUGUACGUAUCUGGCUCUCAUAGCAAGAUUUAUAAUUUAUAUUUUAAGUAGUCCAGUGCUAUAGAUAUGGAAUGUGGCAGUACAUAGCCUCACUAAUGAUGACUGUCUAUGGAUAGAAAGAUGGAAAGCUUGAUUCCUUAUGAGCCUUUGAUGUUUUAUUUAAGGAUUAUUUUGUUGAUUUAAAGAACCUUUAUUUUACGUUGGAAAUAUUGGUGGGAUUACAUUAAGUGGAACAUUGCCACUGUAUAUUGGACUAAAGUUAAGAUGCCUUCAUAAAAGUCUUAAGCUAGUUUUAACACGAUAGUGAUGGUGCAGUGGGAGAGAGUUUUAUUUCUAAAUUCUUUCUUCUUCUUCUUCUUCUUCUUCUUCUUCUUCUUCUUCUUCUUCUUCUUCUUCUUCUUCUUCUUGGUUCCAUUUUAGGAAGAAGCAUCUGGCUCCUUUCCUGCCCAGCCACCCUGUCAUUGCAUUGCAGCAUGAUAAGGAUUCCAGCCCACUGGGAACCAUCAGUGCUGCUCCUUGGGGGUCCAGUGCUAUAUUGCCUAUUUCCUGGGCUUAUAUCAAGGUAUAACUGGGACGCGGGUGGUGCUGUGGUCUAAACCACUGAGCCUCUCAGGCUUGCCGAUCAGAAGGUCGGCAGUUUGAGUCCCCACGACGGGGUGAGCUCCUGUUGCUCUGUCCCAGCUCCUGCCAACCUAGCAGUUCAAAAGCACAGCAGUGGAAGUAGAUAAAUAGGUACCGCUGCAUUGAACGGCGUUUCCAUGCACUCUGGUUUCCGUCACUGGUGGAACCGUAAUGGUUGCACCAGAAGCGGUUUAGUCCUGCUGGCACAUGACCCUGAAAGCUGUCUGUGGACAAACGCCGGCUCCCUCAGCCUGAAAGUGAGAUGAGCGCCGCAACCCCAUAGUCGCCUUUGACUAGACUUAACUGUCCAGGGGUCCUCUACCUUUUUUACCUAUAAAGGUAUACUUUGAAACACGAGUAGUCUAGGGACUAUCCAUGGUGCUGAAAAUAAGGACCUGGGGAUCUGGAUGACUCUGCAGAUUAGCUUAAUUCUCUAAGAAGAGAUUAGUGGAAGUGUUGGCCAAGUGGAAGGGCCCUUUCACACCCUCUCUGCUGCCCACUGCAGCUCCCAGUGAAGUCUCUCCAGGGGUUGCUACUCCAUGACACAGAACAUGGUGCAAGGAAAGGAUCAGAGAGGGGAGGAUCAGGGGCACAUUAUGCACACGGAGCACCCCUCAUGCAAGGUGCUCUACCUGAUUUUCAUUGGUCUUCUUAUUCUUAUUUCAGCUCCCUGCACCACACCCCUCAUGCUCUUCUGGAAGGUUUCCUGCUUCUCCAGAGUGGCGUUUUGGGGGCUGCAGGGGGCGAUAUUUUAGAGGAUAGGUUGGGAAAGGUCCAUUGCAUAAGCAACCUCUCGUUUGUGAGACUCUAGAUUCAAGCCAAUGCAUUUAUUUCCCCAGCUCAUCGGACCCUGGAAACUUCACAGUGGGAAUGAGGGUGUGCUAAUCAUGUUUGGCUAACUACAGUUUCAGAGUUGCCCAUUUAAGUUCAUUCUGGAAAUAACCUGUGCUAGGAGAGGAGCCCAAGUUAAAGGAUAGAGCAAAUGCGUUGAUGCAGAAGGUCCCAGAAUUAGUACCUUGCAUCUCCAACUGAAAGAAUCGGGUGAUGGGGAAGAGAGCUGCAGGAGAGUUGCUGCAGGUCAGGGUAGACAAUCUUAGGCUAGAGGGACCCAUGGCCUGCACUGGGAGAAGGCAGCUUCAUAUGGCUUUUCAAAACUGAUUGGGAUAGUUUUGAACCAAUUGGAUAGCUCCGUUGGUUAGAGCAUGGUGCUGAUAAUGCCAAGGUUGCAGGUUCGAUCCCCAUAAGGGACAGAAGCAUAUUCCUGCAUUGCAGGGAGUUGGACUUGGUGUUCCUUAGGGUCCCUUCUAUGAAACCAUUUUAUAUCGAUGGUACUUAGCACUGCCAGCCAUCAGCACCACACUGCUGACACGGGCAAACAAUUUUUGUCAAGAUUGAUUCAUUCCCAUAUAUCUUUCAGAUAUAGCUGUAUGGAUAAUGGCAGAGGCUCCCUUUAUUUUUCUAGCAUCUGAUACAUCUGAGGAAGUGUGCAUAGCAGGCUCUGUGAAUAAUUGUUUAACCUACAUGUUCUUAUUGUUGGCUCUUUGUCCCUUCAGAUGAUGGGAGGAAAAGGUCUCAAGCAUGCAUCAGAGAUUGCAAUAUUAAAUGCUAACUACAUGGCAAAGAGACUAGAGAAGCACUACAAAGUCCUUUUUAAAGGAGCCAGAGGCAAGUAUUUCAGCCUAACAUGAAGUUUUCCAUAGUCCCAGGAGACAGUGGUGUACACCAAAAAUGAGGAGUGGAGGGUUAUUGGCUUGCUUUGUUUUUGGUUUCAUUUGUGUUUUUAUUUGUAUUUUUAUGCCCUGAGAUCUUUGGAUGAAGGGUGGCAUACAAAAUAAAUAAAUUUAAACCACAGUUUGACCAGGAGGCAAAAUAAAUAGUGUUGCAAGAGUAACUUUUCUCUUUGGGAAAAUCCAUCCACACAAAUAAGGUGAAUAAUUCCAGUGUGCAGACUAAUUAAUCCAUAACACAGAAAGUGCAAUAAAAAUAGGAAACCCCAAAAAUAUGGAAUGGUCUAUCAAAUAUAAAUCUCAAAAUAAACAAGGCGUACAAAGCUAUUAGACUUAAAAAAGAGAGUUGAUAAUUGAUUGUAUUUCUCUGAAGAAGGAUCAGUUGGGUUCAAAAUGUGUUGGAUUAGCAAGCAUCCUUUUUUAUGCUACUCUGAUGGGUCUUUGCUCCUGCCAUCAGACUGAUCCAUGGCAACAGUGGAGACCAUCCCCUCCCUGCAGUUGAAAGAACUGCAUAAUUCUGUCCCUUCAUUUCAGGAAAGAUCCAUCCAGCAGGAUAGCUGAUCAUAUUGGCGCUUACACAACCUUGUGCUGUACUAAGCUUUUGUGUUACCUCCUCUCUGUCCUUUCCAUUGUCACUGGCCUUGUUUGAAGGUCACGAUAAACUGUUUUAUCAUUAUGAAGACAGCCUGGACAAGUCUCAGACUCAUGUACUCUUCCCUACUCCCUUCCUGCAGAGUGACCGCAAGGAAUUUGGAAGCAAAACCAUCUGAUCUCCUUCAGCACACACGGGGGCGGGCAGGAAGCUCAAUACGCUAAAAGCUUGUGAAUAUAACUACAAACAAAUGUUUAUUUGCAAAGAGGUUGCUGAAUUAGUCUGUUGCAACAAGAACAACCAAGUCUUAUGGUACCUUAAAGGCUGACAAUUCUGGGACCGUCUUUUGUGAAUGAGAGUCCACUACAUCAAAUGUGUGGAGCAUGAACCUUGGUUGUUAAAUGUAAUAAAGCCUGGAGUUCAGCAGCAGUGAAAUGCAAAACUAUUGUUUUGAGUUGUCACAACUAAUACUAUGCAAAAAUAGCCAUCAUUGCAUCUAAACCAGGCUGGGGAGUCAUCCUGUUGCACCCACUAUCCCAGCCUCCUGACAAAGAGUAUUGGCCCACUAGCAAUCUAAAUAAUAUGGGCUGAAAGGCGUUUGUGGAUGAAUUCAUCCUCCUAAGAGGAUAUUCUCAAAAGCUGUAGGAGCAGCUGUGGACUUGUCUGCUUCUCCUCAAUAAUAUAUGUGCGUGCCCCCUCCCUACAAAUUGUUAGAGCUGUGUUGUGUUCUCUCUCUCUCACUGCACUGUGCUUUAAUCAGGGGUGCUUUUUCCCUGUCAAGGAUCAAAUUCAGUCAGGGUAAUCUGUUGGAGAGGGCAAAUGCCAGCAGUGGGUGUAGCUAAAAAUGAAGUGUUCUGGAUUAACUCAGAAUUUUUAAAACCCCCACUCUGCUUCAGUUUUCAGUUCAGAAUUCCCAGUCUUAUGCUCAAAGGUAACCCCCACUGGGUACUCAAUCAGACGGCAUUUAUUUUCUGGGGUGCCACAGAGCACUAUUUGGUACCCAGCACUCCUUAGCGUCCGUAGGAAGCUGUUGGGGGUGGUCAUUAUGGGAUAUGGAGCAAACUGUCAUCAGUAUGCUGGUGACACACAGCGGUUCCUCCAAAAUAAACUUAUUUUAAACCCUGGCAAGACAAAGAGCUUGGAAGUUGAUGUACAGAAAUAACGCACCUGGGUUAUAGAUACUGAAAGCUACUUUGUGGUCACAUUUUAUUUUUCUACAAAUAUAAAUCUUAGAAUAAAAAUUUCAUACGCAGGUUAUGUAGCUCAUGAAUUUAUUUUGGACACCCGACCUUUCAAGAAGACAGCAAAUAUUGACGCUGUGGAUGUCGCUAAACGGCUUCAGGAUUAUGGUGAGUUGUCAAAUGGGCAACGUUCUUUUAUCACAAUUAAAAUGUAGGAUUCAAUCCUGUGGUGGUAAGAAUUAUGAAAGCUGUUUAACCGGCUCAUCCAGCACCCUGUGGGCUCCUGCCAUCAGGCAAAAUUGAGAGCCACUUGUUUUUUACCAUUUACCCUGCCAUUGGACAUGUCUGAAUUCUCUCCUGGUUUGGUGGGGAGUCAGGCGAUCGGGAGAACAUGAUUAUGGAUGUCCACAAAUUUGACAUUUGGGUUUAUGCAACUGCUGCAAGCUGAGAAUACAUAAGGAGAGAGACGACUGUGUUUCAAAUAACUGGUCCCCCCCCCCCCAAGUUGGUCAGUAACUGGGCUUUGUAAAUGGCCUUGCUGUAUGUAGCGAGGAAAAAUAUGUAAUACCAAAGAGUGUUCCUUGAACUCUGAAAACAUGUUGUUUAGACUUUGCUUAGGGUCCUGGUCUGUUGGAAAGGUGGUACAAUAAAAGAAUGUUGUGUUUGCUAGGAUUCCACGCUCCAACGAUGUCCUGGCCAGUGGCAGGUACUCUGAUGAUUGAACCAACAGAGUCUGAAGACAAGGCAGAGCUAGACAGAUUUUGUGAUGCAAUGAUCAACAUUCGACAAGAAAUUGCCGAUAUAGAGGAAGGAAGAAUGGAUUCUCGAGUUAACCCGUUAAAGGUGAGAGCAGGGUUUAUUUAUUUGUAGCUGUUGCUCUUCAUCAAGAUUGUUUUGAAAUAAAUUGUCUACGAUUGAUGCUGUAGUCCCCAGGACUCUGCAGUUUAGUACAGAAAAAGGCAAAAAGCCAGCAUUUAUUCUAUUUCUAGCUGUUGUGUCUCAUGGUAUAGACCCUGUACUCCUCCUAUUGCAAUAUAUUAUAGGCAUGUGGCUCCGCUUGAUUUUUAACAACAUCUGCUAGAAAACCUCAGAUUCACUGUUACCCGUUCAGAGAGCUAGUCUUGGUCACAUCUUAUUGAAACCAAUAGGACUCAGAUUUAUUGUUUUUUGUUGGUUAUUAUUUCAGUGGAACUUAGCAGAUCUUUCUCUUAGCUGAGGCUAUUACUACUGUUUGAGUAUUUAUAUUAUUACUCAAUUGAAUUACCGUAUUUUUCGCUCGAUAACACGCACCCGACCAUAACACGCAUGUAGUUUUUAGAGGAGGAAAACAAGAAAAAAAAUAUUCUACACGAAACAGUGGAUGUAUGAUUUUUGUGGUUCAUGCUGUGGCCACAGACAUGUGAUCUGAUGGUGAGUUUGGGGUAGCCCAAUGCAAAAAUCCUGAGGAUCCAUGUGGAUCUGUGCUUUGUAACCACGUUUUAAGUGGGGAGGGAAGGAAAAGCACUCAAGGGACAAGGAGCACGCGUGGAGCAAGCUCUGCUUCUCUCCCUCCUCCCCCCCCCCUUAGCGAGCUGAAAAUCUUUCCUGCUAUUUCCAGCAAAGCGGGAGGAGAUACAGAGAGCCUGCUUGCUUUAAAGGAGCCAACCGGACAGGAGCCCUCCCCUCCCGCUUUGCUCCUUUAAAGAAGCAGGCACUCUGUCCCUCUCUCCUCCCCAUUCAGCGGCUCUUCUCCUGCUGGAAACCACGGAGGAGGGAAGCAUUCGCCCCGUAACACGCACAGACAUUUCCCCUUACUUUCUAGGAGGAAAAAAAUGCGUGUAAUGGAGCGAAAACUACGGUAUAUUAUUAUUUUGUAUAUUUUAACUUAGAUGUCACCACAUACCUUGACCUGCAUUGCUGCUCCUAACUGGGACCGUCCUUACUCCAGAGAAGUAGCUGUUUUUCCACUGGUAAGUAAUGAGUUAACAUGGGAAGCUUUCUUCAUUCUCAUUUGAGCAGCCAGUUUUAUUAGACAGCAUUACUACUGGAAAAUGUUAGGAACCUUGCAAGCCAACCUUAAAAAGAAAGGUACAUCAGAUGUGCCAAAAAGAGAUGGCAUUAAGGCAAGGAUUAAGCUGCCUCUUCCUUCCUGCUAUAGCCUUCAUAAUUAUCUGCCAUCUCAGCUGAUGCUGCUUUGAAAGAGGUCCUGUAAGUUAAAUGCAAAGGCAGCUUGGAGCCAGAAAACGUUAUCCCCUAACUGGAAUUUGGUGGGGAUAACAUAAGUUAAAAUAGAGUGGCUCAUAACAUUCUGACAAAAAAAACCAUACAAAGACAAGACAAAGCAUAAAGACCUUGAACUAUUGGUUGUUUAUGGCUCAUAUUAUGAUGGAACCCUGAACUUAUGUAGCAGUUAGUGGAUAACCACCUCACAUUUUAUAAUGCUUAAAUUAUUCUGAGGGAUCUUUCCAUUGGUCCCAGAAAGAAAUCAUUCCUUACAGCAGGCAGCAGAACCCUGAUCCCAAACACAUUAGUUAUGUUGAAUUCAAAGUGUAUCCUUUGUCACUUCUGCCAUUUGGCAAACACCUUUUGAAACUUGGGGGCAUCAAAGCAGUUUGAGAUACUCCACGGGGCUAAAAUUAGCAAGCGACUCAAACUCCUUUCAUGAGCCGAAAGGUGGAACUAAUUUCACCCAACUUCUAAAACUUCAGGCUUUGAAGGAUAAACCAGUGCACCACAACUCCUAUAGUACCUAAUGAAGCUGGCUAUUGUCUCUUGUACAUGCUGCAGUAUGCGCGUUACUCUUUAAUGUACCAUAGAAUAUUGUCUGCUAAUUGUCGGUAAUUUAAAAAUUACCUACUGGGUAUGUUUCUCCCACUUUAGCCAUUUGUAAGACCUGAAAAUAAAUUCUGGCCCACAAUUGCUCGAAUCGACGACAUCUAUGGAGAUCAACAUCUGGUUUGUACCUGCCCGCCGAUGGAAGUCUACGAGUCUCCUUUUGCUGAACAGAAGAGAGCAUCAUCUUAGGGUCAGUCUCCCCUCACCUUACCCUGUUCCUUUUUAGGUGACCAGGCUCGACCUCCCUUGCUACGCUUCAGGAAGGAUGGGCUCUUCUGCCCAGUGAACCAUUUUUUUAUACGGUGUAUAUUUUUGUAAUCUCCAUACUGUUGAUUAAAUUUCUGUGCAGCUAUGUAAAUAUACUUUAGGUGGAAACAAACUGACUUGAUGCAGUGCCUCAGUUUCCACAGCAGUUCAUGCUGAAGUGGCCUUGAUUUAACACUCUUUGAUCAAUUCAGGACCAAGGCUGCUUUCCUGUGUUGAGGAGCGCUAAACAUAGAGCGGUAUGUGUAAAAAUAGAACCCUUUUUUUUGUUAAACUGGGCCCUGACAAUACUUCUGUGAUAGAGAGCAAUCCCAGUUUAUUUUGAAUAACGCCUAUACUGUGGGAUUUUUUGGGGGACUCAGGCUGUUUGGUGGCUAAAAUUAUAGUCAUUAUUCACUUUGUAUGAACUGAAAGACAGAGACCACAAUAUGCUGAAACAAAGGAAAGUAAGCUCCUCUGUACCUCACUUUGUAUUAGAUUGUGGCUAUAUACUUUUGUAGUUUGUAUUAAUUAAAUUUAUAUAUUGCUUCUAGUGUUGAUAAUGUCAUUUAAGGAACUCGUUUUUUCUUUUUUAAACUCCCUGUGGUAGCAUUCCAAUAAAAUCUAGAAGUUGUAAUAGCUUUUGAAACCCGAUUUCAAAGUCUGAUUAAAAACAAGAUUUUCUGAAAGUG